Molecule: messenger RNA, 1021 nt
Organism: Camellia sinensis
Lineage: Eukaryota; Viridiplantae; Streptophyta; Magnoliopsida; Ericales; Theaceae
Product: transmembrane emp24 domain-containing protein p24beta3
Source: RefSeq, a predicted model, not a curated record
UGUCCACACAAGAAUCUCCAUUCGAAAGUUGGGGUUGAGAGAGAGAGAGAGAGAGAGAGCGAGUGUGAUGAAUCAGACGAAAAUGGAGAGAAUGAAGGUCUCUGCGAGUGCCAGUGCGAUGGUAGUAGUGUUAUUGGGGUUUGUUGUUCUCCUCAGCUUCGUCGGCCAACUCUCCUCCGCACUCUCCAUCACCGUGAACGACGUCGAAUGCGUCUACGAGUUCGUCUUCUUCGCCGGCGACACCGUCUCCGGCAACUUCGUCGUCGUCGAUCACCACGUCUUCUGGAACUCCGAACAUCCCGGCAUCGACUUAAUCGUGACAUCUCCUGGAGGCAAUGUGGUGCACAGUUCGAAGGGAACAUCUGGGGACAAGUUUGAGUUCGAGUCCCCUAGUAGUGGAUUGUAUGAAUUCUGUUUUCAUAAUUCUCACUCAGCAAUAGAGACUGUCUCUUUCUACAUACAUGUUGGCCACAUUCCUAGUGAACAUGACCUUGCAAAAGAUGAACAUUUGGACCCUAUUAAUGUUAAGAUUGCUGAGUUGAGGGAGGCAUUGGAAUCUGUUAAGGCAGAGCAGAAGUAUUUGCUAGCCCGUGAUACUCGUCACCGUCAUACAAAUGAGAGCACUCGAAAGCGUGUCACAUUUUACUCAAUUGGAGAGUACAUUUUACUGGCUCUUGCGAGUGCGCUUCAAGUCGUGUAUAUACGCAAGAUGUUCAGCAAGUCGGUUGCAUACAACAGGGUUUGAGGCAUCUUGCUGAAGCCUCCUGGAUUGCUCUGUAUCUUCAUAGCAACUGGGUCAGUUUUUUUGGAGAGUCGAACAGUACAGAUGAGUAUAGAGAAACAUUUCUUGUGGAUAAACAAUCCAUAUGUUGGAUCAUGCUAAUUUAGAGCAGAACUUUUGGACGAUAGUGGGUUUACUUUUACCUUUUUUGCUGUUUUGAUUUGAAUGAUGUGAAAACAAAACAUUCUUGGGUAGGAAAAGCAGUAUGCAAUUUGAACUGAAAAAAGGUUUAUGGUCUCA